Molecule: messenger RNA, 4601 nt
Organism: Dermacentor albipictus
Lineage: Eukaryota; Metazoa; Arthropoda; Arachnida; Ixodida; Ixodidae
Product: extracellular serine/threonine protein CG31145-like
Biological process (GO): protein phosphorylation
Cellular component (GO): Golgi apparatus
Molecular function (GO): protein serine/threonine kinase activity
Source: RefSeq, a predicted model, not a curated record
UAGCUUUUCGUGUUGCUCAUUCGUAAUGACCUUCGUGUUACUAACGUAAUUAAAAAAAACAGUUUCUUGUUUAAAUGCUUCCCAAUGAUGCCAGAAGCAGGACUAUCAAGUACGUGGACAAUGUUGCUGUCUCCUCGUGCGCAUCACCGGUCGCCCUGGCGCUGGAAUUCGCCGGGCUACACUGCCCGGGGGGCUCCGCGGCCAAGGUGGCUUCCUCGGGGGCCCGCGUGCCCCUGGGCUGGCCCUCCCGGCUCCUCUGCCGAGGGGUGAAACUCAAGCAGCGGCUCGUUUCGGGGCUCCUGCUAGCCGCAUCGGCCAUUCUCUUCCUCACCCUCGUGCGCAUCACCGGAGUCCGCCAGCUACCGUUCGCGUCGCCCGCGCAGGACUGGGUGCCCAGCCACCGCAAGGGAGUCGCCGGACCGUCGGUGCAGCAGGCCGGGCCCGAUCCGUCGGGAGUCCUCGGCAAGAGACUCUUGACCAAGGCCUCGGUCGAAGGAGGUUCCAAGAGAACGGGCAGCGAGGCCGCUGGAGCCGGAGGCCAAGCGGAUCCCGGCCCGGGUUCGCUGGCGUCUUCGCCACCUCCUCCGCCUGUGCGCAGUCGCGGCAAACCCUCGGUUGCGGCGGCCAAGGGUUCGAAGAAGAAUGACGCCGUGGGAGGCAACGCGCUGGCGGGCGGCAACAAGAGACGGCCGGGCAACGCAGCCGCAGCAGCCGCUGGCAGCGCCGAGAAGGAGGUCGUCGAAGGCGAACCGCAGCAGAAGCCGCCGCACGACCCCUUCGAGGACCUGGUGCACAUCGCCUGGCCCCCGGCCGAAACGCGCCGGGCUGUCGUCAGGCCCCGACGCUACAACCCCACGCUGGGGCACAUCCUUCAGAUCGAGACCAGCCGCAACAUGACCAGCUGGGAGCAGUUCCAGACGGGCAUCGCGCGCGAGUGGCUCUACCCGGAGAACUCGGAACUGGUCGAGCGCAUACUCCACGAGAUGGCGACACUACCCAUCGUGCACGUCGGCCUCAAGGAUGGCGGCACACAGCUGAAGCUCAUCAUCGACUACGAAAAUGGCGGACAGGCUCUUUUCAAGCCCAUGAGGUUCUCUCGUGAAACGGAGACCAACCCGAACCACUUCUACUUCGUCGACUUCGAGCGUCACAACAGCGAGAUUGCCGCCUUCCACCUCGACAGGCUGCUGGGGUUCCGGCGGGCGCCCCCGGUGGUCGGCCGGGCGCUGAACAUGACGACCGAGAUCUACGCCAUCACGGACGAGGACAUCCUGAAGACGUUCUUCGUCUCUCCAGCCAACAACCUGUGUUUCCACGGCAAGUGCAGCUACUACUGCGACACGUCGCACGCCAUCUGCGGGAACCCGGACAUGCUGGAGGGCAGCUUCGCGGUCUUCCUCCCUUCCAAGGACAUCGCGCCUCGCAAGUCCUGGAGGCAUCCGUGGCGCAGGUCGUACCACAAGCGGCGGAAAGCCAAGUGGGAGCUGGACGACGACUACUGCGUCCAGGUGCGCGCCACGCCCCCUUACGACCGCGGACGAAGGCUGCCCGACCUCAUGGACAUGGCCGUCUUCGACUUCCUCAUAGGCAACAUGGACCGGCACCACUACGAGACGUUCCUCUCGUUCGGCAACAACUCUUCGCCGCUGCACCUCGACCACGGGCGAGGCUUCGGCAAGCCCCACCACGACGAGCUGAGCAUCCUGGCCCCGCUGUACCAGUGUUGCCUGCUGAGGCGCUCCACGCUUCGGCGGCUGCUGUCGUUCCACAGCGGGCCGGUUCCGCUGAGCGCCGCCAUGCGCCGCUCGCUGCGCCGAGACCCCGUGGACCCGGUGCUGACCGAGCCCCACCUGGGAGCCCUGGACCGGCGCCUCCAGCUGGUGCUCGAGGUGGUGCGGGAGUGCGUGUCCGAGCGAUCGGCCGCCGAGGUGGUCAUCGUGGACGAUGCCUGAAGAAAAGAAAAGGAGCGCGAUGAGCUCGCCGUAAUACGCCGGUCCCGAAAUAUCCAGUGCAUAUCAGGUCACUUUCCGCGGCCAGGAUGUCCCACGAACGCCAGCCCAGGCUUAGACCGGCCGGGCCUCCUCCGAUACGCUUUCGGCAGCCCGCCGCGCCGUCCUCUUCGGAGAUGCACGACCAACUGUGGCCUCGCUGGUCGAAAGUGUUACACGAAGCGCGCCGUGGAGUGGACGCUUGGACGUGCAUACUGGACACGUUUCCUUUCUCUCUCUCUCUCUUUAUUUUCUUAUUUCGACGUCCCCGCAUUUGUGAGUGCUCCGAGUGCUUGAACAGUGCAAGUGAGUUUGCCGCUCGCUUUCAACAGCGUGCGACGCUUAGGCUUCGGUUCGCUGUGGCAACCACGUCGUCGACGGGGCAAGCGUACCUUGUGUGUGUGGCCUCUGCUGCACGGAAACGCACGGUGUCCGCCACGCAUUGCGUGUGCUCCCUCUCGGUAAUUGCGCGCAGUGUGGUAAAAGCGCAGCUGCUUUAAGUCAUUACAGACAUUGUGGGUUAAGCAUCUGGGUCCACCAGCUGUCGCGUGUGCCCGAUAUGCGUUAGUCAUCUCCAUUCUUUCGGGUGCUCUGGACGACCGGCAGCUCUGCAGCUUUCCGUAUUCGAAGGUAUGCGCCCGUCUCACGCUAUAAACUGAAGGCGUAUGGCUGUUUCGUCUGGUGUUUGGGGCUGCUGUGAACGCUCGCUAUAACGAAAGGUUUCCAAAGGUCAGGCUGCGGCCAACACUCGUUGUAGUGAACUCGCCCUUCAGCAUUUCAGCAUAACUCGACAUAACUUCGCCCCGUCCUGCGAUAAACUGUCACCGGUUAGAAGCACCAUUAAGCGAAAUAUUGUUGUACUCGGUAUCCUGUGUAUUGACGGUUAUACGUAUAAUGACCUCUCCCCCGCUUUUAUUUUUUAUCAAAACAUUCGUCAUAUGCGCUCUUAUCCCCACCUGGCAACUGCGUUCUAACGUCUCUCAGUUACAAGGUUAUGACCACUAUUAUCACUCUUUGUUCUGAACGCCACGAAAAUUAUCUCGUGGUUCCGCGAGAAUUCCUGCUGCAAUUAAAAUUACUCCGCUCUUUGCGUACGUGCCGUUUCCGAGGAAACUCUUCGCCGUCCUCUCCCGUUGUGGUACGUGCGGCGUAUGUGUCAUCGGCUGCGCAGUAAAAUUUCGUUAUAACGAGACCGCUUCGUUCAAAUUGCCGUUAGACUCAACGUCCUGCCGCCAGUCAUGCAAUGCCAUGGUUACAUUUGCAGCGCCUCUGUUUUCCUGAAACCCACAGUGGUUGCUUAGUGGCUAUUGUGUUGCGCUGUUAAGCACGUGGUCGCGGGAUCGAAUCCCGGCCAUGGUGGCCGCAUUUCGAUGUGGGCGAAAUGCGAAAACACCGGCGUAUACUUAGAUUUAGGCGCGCGUUAAAGAACCCCAGGUGGUCCAAAUUUCCGGAGUCCCCCCACUACGGCGUGCUUCAUAAUCAGAUCGUGGCUUUGGUGCACGUAAAACCCCAUAAUUAAUUUUUUUUGUUUUGUUUUGUUGAAGUUCUGCUUGCACGAGAUUUUUCGCCGUCUUGUUAUGUUCGUCGUAUAAUGUGCAUCUGUCUGCCCCUCACUAAAGGCGUGCUGUGAGCUAAUCGUGUCAUUUCGCUGUUCCAAAUAAAUGUGGCACUAUUCGUAAUGUCUUCGCUUUUAUCGCACCAUUCGUUUUGGCCGUCCCGCGCUGACUUCUUUAUAACGGAACCGUCCUCCACUGACUUCGUUAUAGCGGGGGUGCAUUCUCGUACCUUGUUUCGCGUACAGAGGAAAAGCGUUUUGUGGCAAUUUCCAGGCGUUUCCUGAGCCCGUCGAAAUACGAAGUUUUUUUAGCCCGACGUGGCACUUACUAACGUUGGCGCAAUAACCAGACAAAGUCGAUGACGUCAGCGCUGGUUUUUUUGUGGCCCCUUGUGAGGUCGUGCUCACUCAAAGUUUGUAGCAGAAGUCCUUAUCGCAACCACUUUCUGCGUUACGCUUCAUCUGCUGCUUUAGGCGUCCCCGCGAGUGGCGUGAACUUCUUGCGUAGGCCGGAAGUUCGGCCGGAAGUGCCCCGUCCUGUCUUCUCUUUUCGUUCUCGUCUUUGUGCACUUUUACAGUUUCAAGACGCUAGUAAACCAACGAGCCCAGUUGUCUAUUCUGUUAGGAUUUAGCCCUCCCCCGACGCGGAAAGUUGUGCAACGCCAAGAACGUUUCUAAAAUUCUCGUUAAGUGUACAGCGUCGCGAUGUACCGCCAGGAGCGCUGCUGUUCCGGGCUCAUAACAUCCACCCAUCCAUCCAUCCUUCUCCUUACGUCACUAGUAGUAACACGUGCGCACCUGGAUAGAGCGGUUGCCGAGAGGGAGCACAUGUUUCUGUGCUAAUGUGUGGCGCUGUGGACCUGUGCAUUUUCACGACGGUGUUUAACCGUCUCUCCUCGCCGGUGGCGUGUGAUGACGUCAUUUCCGCUUUUCGCCAAAGCGUGUGUAGCCUCGAGCUAAUAAUGGGCGUGUCAAGUGUUCCGACCUGUGUUCCUUUCACCUCGGCAGCGUGUAGUACGUCGCCAUCCAGCCGAGAUUACAAAACCAUUCUUACCGUG